AUGUACGUGACGUCGGACGGCGAGUCGAGCGCGUCGCCGACCGAGGACUGGGAGGCGCUGUACAGCAGCGACGACAUGUCGCGCAAGCCGCGGAUGGCAGCGCCGCCGCCGCCCAACGCGGCCACGGUGAGCAAGUACCGCGACGACACCGAGGACGAGAACGAGCCGGACCCGUGGAACGCCAUUGCCGUGGUCGGCCUGCGCGUCUACUCCAAGGACGAGGACCUCGAACUGCGCGUCGUCAUCGAGGGCGGCGAGCUCGAGGAGGGCGGCAUGGGCGAGAAGGGCGGCGUCGAUCUGGAUAAUGCCCAGGCGAAUGCCGGCGGCGCGCGGACGGCGCGCGUGGAGAAGAAGGAGGGCGAGGCGGCGGCGCACGAGGAUGAUGCCGAGGCGUAUGAGGGGGAUAGUGAGGUGGAGAAGAAGAAGGGCCGGGCGAAGAAGGGGAAGAAGGAGGGGGACAAGAGCGAUACCGAGGUGGAGAAGGAGAACAAGGAGAAGCAGGACGAGAAGGAGAAGGAGAAAGACAAGACGGAUGACGGGAUGGCGCCGUAUCCCGUCAUUGUCCAGAAGGGCAAAGGCGACGAGGAGUACGAGACGGCCGUGGAGUCCAUGCUGGACUAG
Messenger RNA from Chaetomium globosum CBS 148.51, 621 nucleotides. RefSeq lists its product as uncharacterized. NCBI's taxonomy places the organism in Eukaryota, Fungi, Ascomycota, Sordariomycetes, Sordariales, Chaetomiaceae. The transcript has a single exon. The record is from RefSeq and is a predicted model, not a curated record. Bases 1 to 621 code for a protein of 206 amino acids.